UGCAGAUCCCUGGAACACAGUCACAGACAUGAUGCUGUCAUCCAUGGCCCUCCCCAGCAUGUCCUGGAUGCUGGUCUCCUGCCUGAUGCUUCUAUCUCAGGUGCAAGGUGAAGACUUUGAGAAGGAACAUACCUCUCCACGGAUGAAGUGUCCCUCAGGCUCCUAUGCCUUUCUUUCCCACUGCUAUGCAGUGUUUACGACACCAAAAUCCUGGGCAGAAGCAAAUAUUGCCUGCCAGAAGCGACCCUCAGGAAACCUUUUGUCUGUACUCAGUGGGGCUGAGGCAUACUUCGUGGCCUCUCUUGUCAAGAACAAUUUGAAUAUCCAAUCAAACGUCUGGAUUGGGCUCCAUGACCCCACACAGGGCACUGAGUCCAGUGCAGAUAGUUGGAUAUGGAGUAGCAAUGAUAUUAUGAAUUACCAUGCCUGGGAGACCGAUCCUUCCACCAUCUCAAACCAUGGCUACUGUGGGAGCCUGUCACGAAGCUCAGGAUAUCUGUCAUGGAAAGACUAUCACUGUUAUAAGAAUUUGCCCUAUAUCUGCAAGUUCAAGAACUAAGCCACGUAGCUGCCUGAGUUUCGUGUACAGUUCAUUACAGACAUGGGACCAAGUGAGAAACCCCACCCAGGAAGAGAAUAUUUUCCCUGCAUACCAAACCUGACCACAUCAUUCUGACCUUCCCGCCCCCACACCCUCAUUUCAGGCUCCUUUCUGCAUUACAUAACCUGAGCUUUC
Messenger RNA from Rhinolophus ferrumequinum (greater horseshoe bat), 736 nucleotides. Its product is annotated as lithostathine-like. Gene Ontology annotation, biological process: positive regulation of cell population proliferation; response to peptide hormone; antimicrobial humoral immune response mediated by antimicrobial peptide. Bases 29 to 559 code for a protein of 176 amino acids. Gene Ontology annotation, molecular function: peptidoglycan binding; oligosaccharide binding; signaling receptor activity. Lineage: Eukaryota; Metazoa; Chordata; Mammalia; Chiroptera; Rhinolophidae. The record is from RefSeq and is a predicted model, not a curated record. The transcript is spliced from 6 exons.